CUAGAUCAGUGAGACAUUCUGGCUUGCUUGUACUUCACAUAUCCACCUCCACACUGCCAUCUAUUGGCUGAUCUGACUUCAGGCUGGCAGGCUAGCCCACCGGUAACUACAGGGCUACAUGUACCUGAACUUCACUCGUUUCCAUCUACUGUCUUAAACUAAUCUCAAAUUCUUGUUGAGCAGCUCAACAAAUCUAGCCAAAUAUCAUGAAAAACGAGUGAAAUCAUUUACAGCUAUUUGCUGUAAAUAUUGCAGCUGAGCUGUGAUUGUUUAAGAGAGUGCAGUUUAAGGGGUUGUUGUAACUUUGUGGAAUCGUUCUAUAAGAGUAUAAGCAGACUGGCUAGUACUGUCAGUGUAAAUAUGGCUUGUGUUAUACAGAAUUCUUCCGUUAGUGAUUCAAACAGCAGCAGUGCUUGGACACCCCUGUAUGGGGGAGGAGGAAAACUUGAUAAAGACGCUAUACAGUUAAUCCACAAGUUUUACUGUAAAGAUUGUCAAAUGGAAGAACAGGCAGCCGAAAGAGCUAAAGCGCAGUCUUCUAGUAAAGCUGCUGCUAACUCCCCAUAUCACAGAGAACCAACUAGUCCAGUACUUGAUCAACAUUCCCUUACUCAAAGUCUGGAUAAAAACAAAGAAUCAUUAAAGAGGAAGUUGAUGCUAAGAAGAUCAGUAACUGAACUAGCUGAUCGAGGCAUAUAUCCACCUCUGAAAACACCUCCAGCCUAUUCUGAACAACGAAAACAAUUAGAAAGGGCCAAAGCUGGUGAUCUUUUAAGAAGAAAAAUACAACAAAGACCAGAUAGACAAUCAUUAGUACAGCAACAUAUUUUAGAAGAUACCACAAUAGCACCAUCACUACAAGAACGCCAGAGACUUUUGAAGAAAUCAAAACUUAGUGAUGAGUUGAAUGAAAAGAUAGCCCAUCGACCUGGGCCACUGGAUUUAAUAAAAGGAAAUAUUCUGCAGACGGAUAAAAUGAUAGUUGAUGCCAUAAAAGGUAAUGGCCCAGAGACAAAUGAUGUGUGUUAUGAUGGAUCAAUAAAUGGAUCUAUUGGUUUUGAUGAUGUUGAGGGUUCUGAUGAAGAUGACCAGUCACGUCAUUUUAACUUUGAUAAUGAUACUAGUGGUGCUCCGUCACCACAAGAUGACUCCAGUAUGUCAGAAAUGGGAAGUCCACUUUCUGUUACCUUACCACCUAUUUUGGGGAUGCCUUCAUUUCUCCAACAAACAAGUCCAGUAGCGAUGCCUCAAGUGUGUAAAAGUCCACAACUUGGUUCACCGCCAAUCAUCCCACAAACAAGCAAUGUUUUGACAAAAUCAAAUAGUGGCAGUUCCAACAACAACAAUAACAACAAUAAAUCACGACCAAAGAAGUCCAAGCCAAAAACGAUGCCAAAGGCAAAAAUAAUUAAAUUCCAUGAAUACAAGGGUCCACCUAACAUUGUCAAAACACAAAAUACAUCAGAUAAAGAUUCAGAGACACCAUAUCACGUAAUGCUUCAACAACAACAGUUAUUUUUACAAUGGCAACUGGAGUUUCAGCAGAAAAAUAACUAUCUGAUUGCUCCUAAUGAGCCAGAAGAUACUCUGAUACCAAUAGCACCACAACCUGCUCCAGGAACAAGUGUGGUGGUAGCUUCAUCCACAUCACCUCUACCAGUCACAGCACAAGCUGUACAAGCUCCAACAGUUGUACAAACAUCUACCCCAACAUCCAUAACAACAUCAGUUCCUCAGCAAAUAAUACAAACAGUUCAGCAGAGAUGUGUUACCCCACAGAUACCUGUACCUACCAUGAUGCCUAGUAAAUCACCAUCACCACAACCAGUUCAACACCCACCACCACCACCAACUCCCCCAGUAGCAAUCAAAACUCCCAAAAUAUAUGGGAAUCUGGAGGAUUUAAAAGUUGCUGAUCUGAAAGUGGAACUGAAGAAGAGAAAUCUGCCAGUAUCUGGUUCUAAACCUCAACUUAUUCAAAGAUUGAGUCCGUAUCAUGAAACAGGAGCUAAAUCUCCAGCCCAUACAGUUAUUACUACAGUACCAUCUCCAGCAUCUAGUAUUGGUUCUGUGGAACCUAUAGGUUCUCCACCUGUGGCUAAGAUUGCACCGAUUGCAAAGAUAAUCAGUGUUCCUCCCCCAAGGGUGAAAGAAGAACCAAUGUCAAGGAAUAAUACACCCCCAACUUCUCCAAUAUUGAUGGACAGUAAUCCUCUAUCACCUGACAUGAUGGAGGUCACCUUGCCAACAAGCAUCUCUCUGCCAACUCAAGCUAAACUUCAGAUCAGUCCAAACCCCACUCCAGUACCUACAGCUCCACAAACAACUGCUAUCACAAUGACUAAUGAAAGCAUUGUGCCAACAUCAGUCGUAAAAUCAGAAGCAAUUCCCAUGGAUAUUGAUCAAGCUCCAACCCUGGAAUCAAAUAGCUUGAACACAGCAUUGAUUAAUCAACAACUUCAGCUACAGAUGCAACAAUUUAAGCAACUGAUACAACAAACUCAACAGCAACCCCAGCUUAGUCAGGAGGAUUUGGUCAGACAACAACAGUCACAGAUAGAGGAAUUGCAGAGACAACUUCAGGAAUCUCAGAUGAAGUUGAAACUUCAGGCACUGCAACAGCAACAACUUCAGUUACAACAACAGAAUCAAAUGUUACAACAGAGUAAUAUCAUGCAACAGCAGCCCAACACCUCACAAUCUACUCUGAUCAACAACCAGUCUAAUAUGAUCACUUCUCAACCUCCAUUAGUAAAUGCAAUACAGAUUAAUCUGAGACCAGAAGCUAAAAUGUCCCAGAUUCAAAAUCAGCAGCCCAAGCAGAUUCAGAUUCCUGCAAGUUUGUUACAACAGACAUCAGUCCAGAAUAAUAAUCAAGGUGUCCCUGCUGUUAUUGUAACAAGUAAUGACGAAGUUGUUAAACAGAAUAAAUCAAAUCUAGCUGAAUAUCUGAAACUACAGACUUUACAAAACGUGAAUAAGCAGGAUAUAUCUAUAGCAGCCCCGGUUAAUAAUCAACCGUACAUAUUUACUACUGCCAAUACCAACUCCAAAUCUGUUCCAAAUCAACUACCAAUCAAUGGUAUUCACAGAACCACUUCAUUACCAGCAACAGUAAUGGAAGGUCAGAAGGUAAUAGAGAGAACUCAGUCGAAUCCUUACUUCUCAGUGCACCUGAAGGAACCACCAAAGUAUGAUGAAGCUAUCCGUAGUAAACAACAAGCUCAACAUGUGAAAGAUGAGUCACUCCCAAUUGUUCAGCCAAGUAGUCCACAAUUAUCACUAGCAAAUCUUAGUAAGAGUCAGGCUAUGGAUGAUGUAUUAGAAAUCCUGAUACGACAUGGAGAUCUUCCUCCAAAUGCUGCUGAAGAAGCCUUACCAACUCCAAAAACUACACAAGCUCAGCCUAUUCCUUCUGUUAGUCCAGUUGCUAUCUCAAGUUCAACAUCUGCUCCUUUAAGUCUAGAAUCUAUAUUAUCUUCUAGUGGUAUUAACCUGUCGACACAUACAACGUUACCUAUGUCUUCAUCUUCAGUACAUCUACCAAGCUCAUCAUCUACUAUAACAACAUCUUCAUCUAAUCCUCUUUUUUCCAUUAAUCCAACAACAGAUACUAAACCUCUGCGAAUGGAUUCACCACCGCCACCCACUGUAUCUAUGCCUUUAACAGACACUGGAAAUGAACUCUUAGAUUUAUCAGAAAUGUUGGAUGCUGGUAUGGAUUGGACAAACGAGUCGGCGUUCAGUGGUUUAGACUUUUUUGCAGCAAAUGUAGUAGAACAACUGAACACCCCGAAUGUGAACAAAUCAUUCUUGUAUGUGCCACCUGCCAGUGAACAAAAAGCUGGUGGUAGUGUUCAUGGUUCAGAGCCAGAUCUUGCCUCCCUCGGCCUUGCCGAUCCGGAUGCAGCAAAUAACAUGCAAAUAGACGUUUCCGAAUGGUUAGAUGUUAUUAUGCCCAGUACCGGUUUGACUCCUCUAACAACUAACGCACCUGUGUCUUUCUCAUCCGACCCCAUAUUAACCCCCAAAACCCAACAAGAAGUGCUGGAAUUAUUCAAUUUUGAUGAAAGUGACUUUAAUACCUCAAUUGAUCCAUCAUGUGGGUUAAAUUGGGAGAAAUUAACCGAACCUGGUACAAGUUAAAAUUAGUUGUAGUAGAAAGGUGAUGUAUAUGUAGAAACAAGGUAUCCCUUCUGCGCUUACUGCUGUACCGUUGGUUAGCCUAGUGAUAUAUGUGAUUUAUUUUUGGAGUGAACAUUAUAAUGACAUUAUUAUUAUCAUUAAUGGACCAAGUGCCUAUAUUUGGAGACUGAAGUGCUGAAAUCAGUUUAAUAGAAUUGUGAUGUGUGAAGAAAAGACUCAGUGAUGUUAUCUAUAAUGAAAAUCUGGAUAAACAAGUCAAGAAAAUGGAGAGCGAAACAAUGUUCUUGAUGUUUUUAUUUUGAUUAUUAGAUUAUAUUGACACAGUGAAAGUGACAUUUAGUAAUAUAAAAACAUAUUAUGUUGUUCCCUCCACUCCAAUUUUAUUCAGUUUUCUCAAAAAAUUCUAACUGAAAAGCACAGUAAAUACAAGAAAUUUCAAAAGAGACAAACUGUUAAGAUGUAACAUGGAAUAUCAAAAUGCAAAAAAAAAAUGAUAUAUUUUUUAAUAUUCAUUUACAAACAAUCUGACAAUUUCUACAAGAAAAACACAUUUCUCAACCUGUUUAAAAACUUAAAAAAUAACAAAAAAGAUGUGAGAUUUCUAGUUUGCCAGUUUGAUGUAUGUGCUUCGUAUAACUAAUGUCCUGGUGUGUGUUCUCCUUUAACAUUAGCUGGUUUGACUGCACUGUGUUUAUACAUAUUAUAUAUAAUGGGUCCAUCAAUCGGAUUGUUUUCAACUUUGAGGUAUUGUGUACCUUAGAUCAAAUUCACUAGUUUCAGAUCAGUUCAUUAAUAAAAUCAUUGAUUUUCAUAAAAUUAACUCAUCAAGUACUACAUGUAUGUACUCUACAUGUCAAUAGUAUAUUUGCCUCGGCCUAAAGCAAUUUGAUGCAUUCCAUAAAAAAAAUGUGCAAUGACUCUUCCCUUGCUUUGAACAAAGUCAAGAUAAUUUCAGUUCUUUUCACAAAGUGGUAAUACCAGGGUCUACAUGUUUGGGGACCAUUCAUUAAUCCAAGGGAUGUCUGCACAAUGCAUGUAAUCUCAAUUUAAUAAAUGGCAAAAAUAAGAAAUCAUUUGCACACUCUAGUUAACACCAUAUAGUGUCUUUUUUAUGUAUAACACAGGCAUAAUCUUUCCAGCAUACUUCAUUAACAUUUAAAUUAUUUGUCAAUUUCUAUCCAUUCCUUGAAUUAUAAUUUCCCUAUUAAUUUAAAAGAACACCAAAGCUAUAGCUUACAAAUUAUGUGUUGGGGGAUAUAAGACAAUUAGUUGGUAUUACCAUUUUGUACUUAUCAUUGUGUGAUAUCAAAUAAAUCUUUGUUACUAAAUCAUUGGAAGUUUAGAUUCAGGUUGAUUAGUUUCUUGUAAGCUUAGCACACUAAAGGCUGAUUUCUUAACAUGUUUAAAUACAUAAUUAACUUAUGUAAUGUUAAUGUUUUAGGGUCUUCAGAUGAAAAAUUGCAUAAAAAUGUAAGCUUAGCACUAUAUGCCGAUUUCUUAAGAUGCCUAAAUACAUAAUUAACAUGUAUUAAAUGUUAAUAUUUUUGUGUCUUCAGAAGAAAAAUUGCAUAGAAAUUUUGUCCUAAAUUUAUAUGAUAGUAUAAGAAUUGAUAUCACAUUAUAUUGUUAUAUAUUGUCUAUAGGUAUUAUAAAAGCCUAAUCAUAACAUAUUGAAGCAUACCCAAUCAUUUUAAUACAAUGAUCUUCCUGUAAAUCCUCUGCUACUUAUAUAGCUUCUAAUAUUAGUGCUUUGGUUUUUGUAGUCGUGUUUUGUGUCAUUCCUUCCUUCUGUGAUAAAAGUUAAAUAAACAAUAUGAACACUAUUUAGUUUAUGGUCAAAUUGACUUCAAAAUUUACCAGUGAACUAAAUAAUAAUGGUAAAGAAAUAUCAUGGGAGAAAUUCCUGUAUUGAUAGUAGUUUAUGGUAUAUCCACACUGUAGCAAUGGGCGUCCUCGCUGAAGGAAUUCCAACCAGGUGUCGCUAGUAAAAACUCAGUUCCACGUGACCUUAUCGAUGGUAAGAGAACCGUAUUGGUAUUAAAUUCCAUAUUAACGACAAAAACUAACGUUUGUCAACACAUGAGUUCGUAAUAAAUGUACAGGAAAACUGUGCUAUAAGGUAAACAAUGAGGUCACGUGGGAUCGCCUCGCCAAUAAAUUAUGUCCCUUUAUCUCUAUCGAGGACGCCCAUUGAUGUAAAUUAAAGUUUAAAAAAUCUUAAAAUAAAUAGAGAUAGAAACUUGUAGAUGAAAGUUAUUAAGGCGAGUAAAGAUUAAGGAUUAAUUUAAGUGAAUUAUAAGCCAAUUUGUUAUUUUAUGGCUCAGCUAACAUGUAUUAAGAUUAAGUACUCUUAAGCCUAGCCAUAGCAUAUUGUAUAUUAUAUGUUUAGUAAAUGGUAAAGAAUACCCAUUCAAUCUUUGAAGAUCUAUAUUAUACAUACAUCAUAUAUAAGUUAAUAAGACCAACUGACUACCGGUACUAGUCUUUCUGAUAAUGUACAUGUUUGUACACCAUCUUUCUAAACUCGAUGAAGUUACAAGAUUGUCAUAUAUGGUAGACAUCUUGUUAACUGUGGUGAUGUGGAUAAAAUAAUAAUUGGCGUUUGUGUGGACCAAAAAGAAAUAUUUAUGUUUGUAUAAUAGUAAUAGAGAAGAAGCAGCCAUUUUCAGUCGUGAAAUAAUGUGUGAUCAUAUCAAGUCUGCUGAUUGUUGUAUGUUUACUUAAUAUAACAUAAGCUAAACAAAUGCCAUCAUGGACUGUAUGCAGGUUCUUGCAUAUUACUGUUAUAAUGGUGAUUUGUGGCCUGUUGAUGUAAUUUUUUCUACUGAACUUUUUAUUUAUUAUCAGGUGUGCAGUUAUUUCAUAUGUUUGUUAAGAUUAUUAUAAUAUAUAAUUUAAUACAGAGAGUUUGAAUUUUUUUUGUAUAUUGAUUAAUAUAUUUGCAUGCUAUUUAUGUUCAGUGUGUGGUUAAUAUUGUCAUUUGUUUUUAUUUAACUUAAAAUAUUAUCAGUGAUUUUGUUUAUUUUUGUUUCCAUGACAACCAAUGAGAUCAAAUAGUUCACCAGCAUCAUUUAAAUAAUAUAUGAUUUACUGUAUUCAAAGGAUCAGCACACUUUAAAAUAUUCACAAAAUUUGACUAUCUUUGUUCUUGUCUCUUUGGCAUUAUAACUCUGUCAAAUUUGUCAGUUGUAGCUAAGAAAAAACAGAACUGAAAAGUGGCCCCAUUUUACAUGUACUAUGGGUGUUAAUUUGAACAAAUACAGUAGUUCAUUUCUGUUUUAGUCGGCAGUUUCAUUUAGUGAAUCAGGUGCAACGAUCUGCAUAGAAUAUGGUAUAUGAUUCAUAAUUAUAAUUUAAGGAAGUACAAGAUAAAGACAUUAAUGUACAAGAUAAUAUUUUGUUAAAUCUGCAAUCUGUUCAAAUUACAUGAUUCUAAUUAAGUUCUACCAGGUAAAUCCACACCCUGGUUGUUAACCUUGCAUCAUGUUUUCAUUAUGAAUCAUACGUUAGUGCCAUUUAAAUAACAUAUCAUUUCUUUUUCGCACACUAUAACAAAUAAUAUGUAACUUCAAGAUGUUCAUAGUUGGAAUUUGUAGUGGGGUUAGAAAAAUAAAAAUUCAAAGAAAGCUUUUUGGGGAAUAUUGGGUGGCCCCCGUCCAUUUAUAGUAUUACCAUUUACUCUUUAAUUUAAUUGUCAGGAAUUUGUUUUGUAGCACAAAACUCAUAUAAAAUAUGCAACUAAUCUGUUCUGCUACUUUCAUCACUCUGUGAUCGCAAAAUGCGAACAAUAAUGAAAGCCAGUAACAAAUAAAAGUGAGGUAUAAAUUUUUAAUUUAGGGGAAUUAGAUAUGACCAUUUAUAAUUUUCUUAGAAUUCUAAAAAUAAACAUUAGUUUAGAAUUAAAAACUAUAUAAAUUUUAUGAUGCCAAGAUGUUUUAAAUAUAUAUUAUAUAUAGGUUUAUCACAUCUUUCUGUAAUUUGUAUAAUCUGUUCUAGAAAUUGUAUUAAGUGAAUAUGUGAAAAAUGAAGGUGGUUAUCAGUUGUAUAUGUCUGGAAAAAGGAGAAAAAAGAUAUAUAUUGAAUUAAAUUUUUUGAUAUUUGUUAUAAAUAUCUUUAUAAAUCUGAUAAGUAGUAAAGGAAAGGAUGUAAUGUUGAAUUAUUGAUGGUUAGAGGACCAUGAGUUUACAACAAACUGUCAAUAAAUCAGGCUAAGAGAGAAAGGCGUCUAUAUUGUAUAUGUUGUAUAUAUAUAUAUUUGCACUUGUUAAUAGUAUACAUGUACUAAUAAAUAAUUUGCUGCUUGAAAUAAUUCUACUUAUUUGUAUUUAUAUCAGAAUAUGGGAGUUCAACUAAUAUAUAAAAAAAUUAUAACAUGCAAAAUACAAGCAUAAUACACAUUUAUUAUCUUACUAAUCUUAUUAUUGCUAUAUUCACCUCUUUAUCCUUGCCAUCAUGUUAUCCGGCUUAUAAGAUUUUAAAUCAAUAAUUACCCUUUUCAUUUAAAUAUUCUAUUUAAAUAUUCUGUAUUUCAAAUUUUAAAAAAAGAAACCAGCUGAUUUUGACUAGAUUUAUUUUAUUAUAAUAUUUUGGAUUUCAAAUUUAAAAUCGAAAACGCCACUUUCACUAGAUUUAUUUUGUGUCCACCCCUUCCAGCUAGAUUAAGAUGAUAUAAUUUAUAGAGUGUCUUUAUUUAAGUAGUAGCCGACUAGAAACUAUAUUGUAUAUUUAUUUUGUAAUGUCUUAGGAUAAUAUAAUGUUAAAGAAUUAAUUUAUUUAUCUAUCUGAAUAUAAGAAUUCCUAAUAUACAGUGAGUACAGUGUAUAUGUAAUUAUAUUGUUAUGUUAUAUCAAAAGUGUCUUCCAUUGUUCUCUACCAAGAGACACUAUUAAAUAGUUAAAUAGUUAAAAAGUUACUGGUUUUAUUUAGAUGUAGCCUACAUUUACAGAUGACAUUUAAUGUGUACAUAAUAUUUAGAGACCACUAUACAUGUAGAAGAAUUAAAGAUUGUAAGAAGGCUUAUAUACAUACAUUCUAACUAAGCUCCAGUUAUCAAAAAUAACAUCUUUUAAAUGACGGCAAAUAUAGGCUCAAUGAUCUAGGCAUUACCAAAUUUAUUGAUUAUGUUAAUGAAAAUGUAAAGGUACUAUACCACGAAAAUUUAGUCCUAUAUACCAAUAUCAAACAUUCCACACUAGAUCUAACUUGAUAUGGUUUGAAUCUCUGACAGAAAUAGACUAGAACUGGACAGAUUUGAAAUGAUAAAUUUAUUGCAAUUGCUUUGGCUUAAGUUCUAAUGUGUAAACAAUAGUCUGCAUUUCAAUUAUUUGUUCCCUUUUCAUUAUCUAUGUUUACUCAUCACUGAUAUGUCCAUCUUAUAUGACCAGUCAGGAAAAUAUACAUAUAUAUAAAUUAACUACAUGCUAUUUGAAUCAACCUUCAAGGACUGCAGUUAAACAAAUCUGUCCUGCAACUAAACUGAGGCACAAUGAAGAACUGGAUUUAAUCAAAUUUGAUUGAAAAUAUAUAUAUAAAUAUACACAGUAUCUGUUAAUGAUAUUAACAUUUGAAUUUCAUGUAUAUCAUAUUCAAAAUUAAAUCUAGCACUUCUUAUCAUCUUAAUGUGUAUUUUAAAGUUUUUAUGUAAAAGCUAUGGUUGAAACCUGAACUCUAUUUCUGAUCAUCAUUCAAAUAUUAUCAAAAUAUUUUCAAAUAUUUAAAUACACUUAGGCAACACCUAAUCAAAUUGUUGUUUCCUUAAAUGCUCUUUAUAUAAGAAAUAUUAUAUAUUAUAUAAAAUAUUAAAGAUAAAUGUUGAGCAACUGUUUAUAUCUCAUGACAAGUGUUAAGUCAGAAAUAUAUCUAGAUGAAAAUGUUAGAUAAAUGGUCUUUUUAUGCAAGGGAAGUUAAUUAAAAUAUUUAUAUCUGUAAAAUUAUAAACUCUUAACUCAAGGUUUAUUGCCAGUUGAUUCAGAUUUAAAAAGUCUAGCUGUAUAUAAAAUUUUAUGAAUUAUGCUCAUAUGCCAAUCUUAUUACUGCUCCUGUGCAUUAUGAAUAUUUGGUACCAUUGUGGUGCUGUUGAUAAUCAACAAAUCUCUUGUAAACUCAGUAUUCAUGUAUGGUGUAUUAUUCUGUAGUAGAAAUUGUAUUACAAAAGCAUUACAUUAUGCCUCCUUGUAAUCAAAAUAAUUGUUAUAUUAUGAAAUUGUUAUCUACCAUUUACGUCACUAGAUAAUCAUGUCACCCGUCACGUCACGGCUCAUUAACAUCAUUGGCACAUUGAUAAAUAGCUCAUCCAUUCAAGUUCAAAAUCUUUCAAUAUUCAGCCAAAUAUUGUAUGCAAGAAGUUACUUUCUCAGGAAAUUGUCCUUCUUAGCUGCAAAGUGCAUAUUAUAGUGCGGCCUUUAAUCAUGUUGGGUGUUUAGAGCUCAUAGGCAUAUACUAAACUCUUUAAUGGCUAUGUUCAUGAAGACAAUGCUGGAUAUUAGAAGACUCAUUAGCCUGUUUUGAAUGAUCUGUUUCAAUAUAUGUGUGAUUGUAUAUAGGUUUCAUGAGACUUUUGCCCUGUAUAUGCAUACAGUGAUUCUGUCUAGAUCUUUAACUGAAAUAAACAAAAAAAAUGCUUGAAACAAAAA
Molecule: messenger RNA, 10778 nt
Organism: Patella vulgata (common limpet)
Lineage: Eukaryota; Metazoa; Mollusca; Gastropoda; Patellidae
Product: myocardin-related transcription factor B
Exons: 10
Coding region: 361-4146 (1261 amino acids)
Source: RefSeq, a predicted model, not a curated record